Messenger RNA from Neopelma chrysocephalum (saffron-crested tyrant-manakin), 4103 nucleotides. It is a transcript of the gene SEMA4D, whose product is annotated as semaphorin 4D. Gene Ontology annotation, molecular function: semaphorin receptor binding; chemorepellent activity. Gene Ontology annotation, biological process: axon guidance; semaphorin-plexin signaling pathway; negative chemotaxis. The coding region runs from base 551 to 3118 and encodes 855 amino acids. NCBI's taxonomy places the organism in Eukaryota, Metazoa, Chordata, Aves, Passeriformes, Pipridae. The record is from RefSeq and is a predicted model, not a curated record. The transcript has 17 exons.
GCCUGCUGGAGAUGGUGUGAUUACUCCAGGGAGAAGGUGGAAAAGCCUCGCAUCACUCAGCUGUCCUCCUGCUGAUUAAGGAGUGUUACUGUCCAGGAUGCCUUUAGGAGAGGUACACGCGUGAAGUCUUCCUGAGCACUGCAUGGGAUGGGAAGGUUCCCUCUCUCUGAGGCAGCAGCACGUGUGACAGGAGGCUGAAAGGGACGUGUUUCUGACUGCUUCCCAGCUCCCGGCUGUGCUGGAGGCUCCAGAGGGGUGGCAGCACCGUUCAUUUCUCCCUCGAAACAGAAGAAUGCGCUCGGUCGCGCUUUUCUCAGCAGCUCUGCAGCCUGUGGAGAGUGUGGGCAGUUCCUGUGCGCAGCAUCCUGGAAAAUGUGCGUUCUCUUGAAGUGAUCUGCUGGAAAGCACGUACUUGCUGCAGUUGUUCCAGCCCCUCAAGGUCUGAAAUGCCCGGUCUCUGAUAAUUCCCUGGGAUUUGCAUUCCGUCUGCCGAAGGAGCGCUCACCUGCCGCGCCUGUCCAGCGAACCCCGCGGAGCAAGGACGCUGAAAAUGGCUCUGUGUGUUUUUUAUGCAGUCUGGGGUUUGUUGCUGGAGGUAGCAAUAGCGUUUGGCCCGGUCCCGAGGAUCACUUGGGAACACAGAGAGGUCCAGCUAAUACAUUUUAAUGAACCAAAAGUGUCAAACUAUUCAACCUUGCUGUUAAGUGAAGACAAAAAUGUUCUAUAUGUAGGAGCCAGGGAAGUGAUCUUUGCCUUAAACGCAGUGAAUAUUGCUGAGAAGCAGCACGAGUUACACUGGAAGGCCGCAGAAGAUAAAAGGACAAAAUGCGCAGUCAAGGGCAAAUCAGAACAGACGGAGUGUCGUAACUACGUGCGUGUCUUGCAGCAGCUGAAUGAUACUUUUCUCUACGUGUGUGGAACUAAUGCAUUUCAGCCAACAUGUGAUUACGUGAAUUUAACUUCAUUUGAACUUGGAGGUAAAAAUGAAGAUGGUAAGGGUAGAUGUCCAUUUGAUCCUGCUCAAAGCUACACAUCUGUUAUGGUUGACGAGGAGCUUUAUUCUGGGACUUCUUACAAUUUCUUGGGAAGUGAACCCAUUAUUUCACGGCACUCUCAUCAGAGCCCUCUGAGAACAGAGUAUGCAAUACCUUGGCUUAAUGAGCCCAAUUUUGUUUUUGCUGAUGUGAUAAGAGCAGAUCAAAACAGCACAGAUGGAGAAGAUGACAAGAUAUACUUCUUUUUCACCGAGGUGUCUGUGGAGUAUGAAUGUAUUGGAAAACUGAUGAUUCCAAGAAUAGCUAGGGUCUGCAAGAGGGACCAAGGAGGAUUAAGGAUCUUGCAGAAAAAAUGGACAUCCUUUCUCAAGGCCAGACUGAUUUGUACCAUCCCUGAUAAGAAUUUAAUUUUCAAUGUUAUCAAUGAUGUUUUUAUCCUCAAGUCUCCGACUUUGAAGGAGCCAGUGAUAUAUGGAGUCUUCACCCCACAGCUGAAUAACGUGGGGUUGUCAGCAGUGUGUGCAUACAGUCUGUCUACUGUAGAAGAGGUUUUCUCAAAAGGAAAAUACAUGCAGAGUGCUAUAGUGGAACAGGCUCACACAAAGUGGGUACGAUACAAUGGGGAGAUCCCUAAUCCUCGACCUGGUGCGUGUAUAAACCAUGAAGCUGGAGGAUCAAGCUACAUGAGCUCGCUGAAUUUACCAGACAAGACACUGCAGUUUGUCAGAGACCAUCCUCUGAUGGAUGACUCAGUGACCCCGGUGGGAGACAGACCUCGGCUGGUAAAGCAGGAUGUGAAGUACACACAGAUUGUGGUGGACAGAGUCAGAGCACUCAAUGGCACCAUGUAUGACGUGAUGUUCAUCGGUACAGAUCGGGGAGCCGUGCACAAAGCCAUCAGCUAUGAAAAUGGAAUGCAUAUUAUUGAAGAAACACAGUUUUUUCCAGAUUUCGAACCGGUCCAGACUCUCUUGCUUUCAUCCAAAACAGGCAGAAAAUACCUCUUUGCUGGCUCAAAUUCUGGUGUGGUUCAGUCCCCAUUGGCAUUCUGUGACAAGUACACCACUUGUGUUGACUGUGUUCUGGCAAGGGAUCCUUACUGUGCUUGGAAACCCCUUGAAGCUUCCUGCAUUAAUAUUUUUAAAGAAGCUGAAAUUGGAAGGAACUGGAUUCAGAACAUAGGUGGAGAUGCAUCUUCUUGUUCUGAUAAAGUAAGAGAGAAUCCCCUACAGCAUACAUUCAAGCAUGGGAGCACAGCAGAACUCAAGUGUUCUCAAAAGUCCAAUCUGGCACAGGUAGUUUGGAAGUUCAAAGAUGAUGUGCUGAGAGUGGAGAGUCCCAAGUACCGUCUGCUGGAAAAGGCACUGCUCAUCUUCAAUUUAUCAGAAGGAGACAGUGGCGUUUACCAGUGUUUGUCAGAAGAAAAAGUGAAGAAUAAGAAAUUUUCUCAAGUGCUGGCUAAGCACGUUUUGGAACUGAAAAAAAUACAGCACACCGUGGCGGGCCCCACCGCAGCAGCUGCACCAACAGAAGGUAAUAGUGAUGUGCCAAAGGCCUCAGCUGUGUCAACCGAGGGUUCCACUGCUCACACCUCGACCACUCACAUGGUGCCAGUCACGACAGCAAGGAUAGUGACAAAGCCCAUUGGCCCUGUCCUGACGAGUGUAGCCUCCAACACAGAGCUCUUCAACUCAAUUCCCGAUGCGGUCCCAGAAAAGACGAUGUUCCUCAAGUCAAACGACAACUUCUUGUUGAUGUUCCUCUUCCUCUUCUUUUUCAUUCUGUUUCUGUGCCUGCUCUCCUACAACUGCUACAAGGGGUACCUGCCGGGGCAGUGCCUGAAGUUCCGCUCCGUCAUGCUGCUCGGCAAGAAGAAAACCAAGUCGGAUUUUUCCGACUGCGAGCAGAGCGUGAAGGAGACGCUGGUGGAGCAGGGCAGCGUGAGCCACCAGAGCGGGGAGCAGCCCAAGCCCGCGCACGACACCGGCUACGAGACGGAGCCCGACUGCGGGAACAGCCAGCUGCAGGCCGGGGACUCGCAGGCGUCCCGCGAGGCCAAGGACAAGCCCUUCGAUGUCAAGUGCGAGCUCAAGUUCGCAGACUCGGACGUGGAAGGGGACUGAUGGCUGAUCCAUUCCCUCUCCUUUCCGAGGUGGAUGCGAGCCGCGGUCCCGCGGCGGCUGUCGGAGCAGGGGCAGCGCGGCGGGGAACGACGGCCAAGCCAUAGCGGGGUUUUCGUGCUUCAGCUGUACAGCGAGCCAGUUUCCAUUCAGAUCUCAGCAGAUUAGAGAAGCGGUGUUCUUGUCUGGAGACCGUGGCAUCUUGUGUCGUACUGUCCUUCUUUUUUUUUUAAAAAAAGUUUUUUUGAAUGGCCAGUUUCAGAUCGCCACUUGUUUAUUCCAGGUAUUUUUUUCCCCCCCCACUGAGCGCUUUGCUCCAGUGAAGCUACUUGCUUGUUCUUUGGCCAUGUUCUUCCAUAGAGUAAAAGUAACUUUUUAAUUCAGUUGGCUUUAAAAAGUACUUCAGUCUACACACGUUUUUAGUUGCCAUUAAAAAAAGACCUAGUUUCAUUUUAAUUCCAAAUUGGAAAUUGAGUUUAGUUUAUCAGAUUGGUAAAUUAUAGACUUUUGUCCAGAUUGGGACAUUUUUUUCUUUGCUUCUAGUGAUUAUUUUUAGUUUCAUGCUUUGUGUUUUGGCACACUAGAUCUCUUUAGUUGGUUAAAGUUAAUUUUUUUAACUACUUUUUGAGUAUCUUAGAUUUUAAGGUACAAUGGGGAUAGCAUUGCCUUGAUUUGUGUAAGACUCAGGGAUAAUCUUGUUUAAAGGUUUUUUUCUUUGCUGCUUUUUAGAAAUGUAGGUACAACAAUAUCAGUACAAAACAUGGAGUAAGUGGGGAAUGGGGAAGGAGGAAAUAAAUGCUUUUUCUUUUUUUUUUUGUUUUUCCUCCCCCCACCAGCUAGAAAGCUGGACAUAGUGAUGUUUUAUUUUCUAUACAAAACUGGAUUUUUUUUUUUCCUUUAGUUGAUGAAACAGUACAGGCAAGCAUCUGUCAGUUAGCAGUGACAAGGAAAGAGGUUUCUUGCAUUGUGGGAGCAAAACAGGAAUCAA